ACCAAAUUGGAAGGUAACAGAUCAAGUCCUUAUCAGAAAGCCUAACUCAUAGUUUUAACAGAGUCCUUCGUCCUUUACAUGAAACAUUAUAUUCAAGAACAAAAACACAUUUCAGAGUGCCCAAAGAGUUAAUGACCACAGCUUAUAUUCCAGGCAGCAUAGAACCAAGAUCAUCACAUUACCGUCAACCACAAAAGACAGCAGAUCCUAUAGGGGUGGCAAAGUCCUAAGACUUGUCGCAAUGGCUUUGAUCUUUAGAAUAGCGAUGCAAUCUGUUGGACUUUUACUAUCUUUCCUGGGAUGGAUUUUAUCCAUUAUUACAACUUAUUUGCCACACUGGAAGAACCUCAACCUGGACUUAAACGAAAUGGAAAACUGGACCAUGGGACUCUGGCAAACCUGUGUCAUCCAAGAGGAAGUGGGGAUGCAGUGCAAGGACUUUGACUCCUUCCUGGCUUUGCCUACUGAACUCAGGGUCUCCAGGAUCUUAAUGUUUCUGUCACAUGGGCUGGGAUUUCUGGGCCUGCUGGUCUCUGGGUUUGGCCUGGACUGUUUGAGAAUUGGAGGGAGUCACAGAGAUCUCAAGAGGCGACUGCUGAUCCUGGGAGGAAUUCUGUCCUGGGCCUCGGGAAUCACAGCCCUGGUUCCUGUCUCUUGGGUUGCCCACAAGACGGUUCAGGAGUUCUGGGAUGAGAAUGUCCCAGACUUUGUCCCCAGGUGGGAGUUUGGGGAGGCCCUCUUUCUGGGCUGGUUUGCUGGACUUUCUCUUCUACUGGGAGGGUGUCUGCUCAACGGUGCAGCCUGCUCCAGCCACGCUCCCCUAGCUUCGGGCCGCUAUGCAGUGGCGCAAAUGCAAACUCAGUGUCCUUACCUGGAAGAUGGGACGGCAGAUCCUCAAGUGUAAGACUCCGACAAGGCCAGAGAUGUAUCCUGUAUCAACUGUGAUGACAAAGACCUCUUUGCUUUGUAGCUAAAUCUGUGAUGCUCACGUUUUCUCAUUCACUAUUUUUCUACAGUAGGUAGACCCACUUCCCUCUAAAAUCUGGAGAAUAAUGAAGGAAAAAUCUUUUAUCUAAAAGAAAAUGAUUAUGGUAAGCAUUAUAUAGGUAGAAGUGAAACAAGCUUCAUUGAUCUGGUUAUUGAAAUUAAUGUGGUGGCUGUCCAAUAUAGUCGGUUUCAAGCGUUAAUGUGUAAAUUUCAUAUUAGAAAGCUUUUUUCUGUUUUUCUUUUUUGUUGUUGUUGUUGUUGGUAGUUAGAAAUGAUCUUUAGUUUCUGUUUCCUAAAGA
This is a messenger RNA of Symphalangus syndactylus (siamang), 1286 nucleotides long. It is a transcript of the gene CLDN24, whose product is annotated as claudin 24. The record is from RefSeq and is a predicted model, not a curated record. Gene Ontology annotation, molecular function: structural molecule activity. Gene Ontology annotation, cellular component: membrane; bicellular tight junction. NCBI's taxonomy places the organism in Eukaryota, Metazoa, Chordata, Mammalia, Primates, Hylobatidae.